This is a messenger RNA of Chaetomium fimeti, 1334 nucleotides long. RefSeq lists its product as uncharacterized. The coding region runs from base 404 to 1150 and encodes 248 amino acids. The record is from RefSeq and is a predicted model, not a curated record. The transcript has a single exon. NCBI's taxonomy places the organism in Eukaryota, Fungi, Ascomycota, Sordariomycetes, Sordariales, Chaetomiaceae.
AUUGACUCCCACAUGUGCAAAGAUGGCGAAGAUGAACCUCGUGCCGUCCCAAAAGCAGCUCUCGACAUCACCGCCAAUGAAGCCACGGACACGAGGUGCUGCACGCUAAAAUUCCGCCAUGGUUUUUGCGCGCCACAACUUCCCGUCGGCUUCCCAAUCAUCGUGCGGCUUCCGCCGUCUGGGCCAGCAAGGUUCAUGGGUUUAGCAAGACGCCGCAGAAGCAACAUCUGCGAUGAAAACUGCACGAAAGAAACAGUGAUGAACGGGGUUCAGAUGUGAGCCCCCUCGCCCGCCAGUCAACGAAGCUCGGCCCAUCCUUCGGGGCCGCUUCGGGUCCCGCCAAGCGACUGGCGUGGUUAAUCUUGAGCUGGCAUAUCCUAGCCUGGGCGGACCUGUCUUUCGGAUGGCUUCCGCGAGCUGGAGCCAGGGCGCUGGGACGAUUGGUGAGACCACUCGAGAUCACUCCCGACACAGUAAGUUGCCGGCACGGUGUGGCCAGCAAGUUGACGCGCGACGAGUCGCACCGAAAACUCGGGAAAAGCCUAGGCGAGUUGCUUAUUCCAACGUUUUGUUGUUUGUUCCUCGUCGAUACUUACGGAAUCCGUUCGACCGUCUCAAAAACACUCGGGCGAGCCCGCAAGCGGUUCCCAAAUGUCACGUCGGCGAGAGUGAAGAUGGUGUCACGCUCGGCGCGUGGUUGUCCUUCCCCAUAUCGACCCCCUAUUUGGCAUUGAAACCGGUGCUCGUAAUGUCGGCAGAUGGUGGUUCUGCACGAAAUACCACGCUGCGCAACACUAAAAAAAAUCGUGAGUUGCUCUCGGCGACGGCAGCACCGGAGCUUGCCAAGCCGUUGGAGCUUGGGGGGUUGACCUUGGCGUUGCGGGGGGUCUCCGUAUCUCACAGCAGCUGGUGCUCGGCGAGAACUGGGUUUGGGGGGGUUCGGGCGGGACCUUAUCUGGCGUGUCUGGCUGGUCUGCAGCGUGGGGUCGCCACCACCAGCUCCUGCGAGGAGCCGAAGACGGCGGUCCCAUGGUUGGCCUUGGUGGCGGAGGGUUCCCCGGUGCCAAGACGGCAACCACUGCUUGGUGGUGGUGUGCUGACGGUGCGUCGUGCUCGCGGCGCUCUUUGGCACUUGCUAGUCCAACUGUAGUAAGCGAAGGAUGUGAUAUCAAUGCAGCAUGGCCUUGCGAGCGCACACGCAGCUUGCACCGAAAUUUGAGUGCGAGGCCGGUAUCGCAAAUCAUAGCCGCCUCGGUGUAGUCGUCGCUACCGCGAGUACACUGUCCAGACCUGUAGUGUGUCUUGAACGAUACUCGGUAGUAUGACCUCGGUCA